UGUGGUGCUAUUGCUAUUUUAAAUUUUCAUAGAAUGAAUAAAAAUGUAUUCUGUCAUUCUGUGCUAUUUUACUAAUUCUACUAUUCUAGAUUUAAGAUCUUUCGAUUAACAUUUCGGACUUCUGGCACUGCGGCAUAUUUUAAAUUUUUAUAGGAUAUUAGUAUACUACCUAGUACCAACUCUAAAUUAAUAACUCGAAUUUUAGUUCUUCUUGUUCAUGCUUUCAGAAUUUAACGAAUUGGGUCAAGAGUAAAGUAUUAUUCUAGCACACUGAUUUUGAACGUGUGAAUAGUUCCAUAAAGUAAGUAAUACUUAAACCAUGUAAAUGGCUGAACGACUAGAACUUCAAAAUCUAGUAAUCGAGACGGAUACACCAUCGACAAGUUCGCCAGUAACGCCAAAUGUCACGACGUCUCCGAAAAAUCAAAUAAAAAUUCUCGGAUUAUUGUUGGCUGCCAUAUCAUCCUUAUUUUUCUCUCUGUCUUCAUUAAUAGUCAAAUGGCUCAAAGACAUGGAUCCAUUAGAAUUAGCCGCCAUUCGUUUUGUUGGAAUACUACUUCCCUCACUACCCAUACUAAUCUACAGUAAACAGAAUCCAUUUCCCAAAGGCCAACGACUCAUGUUACUACUUCGUGCAUUUUCUGGGGCCACUGCUUUGUCUCUCACUUUCUACGCCAUCAGACACAUGCCCUUAGCUGAUGCUUCAGUAAUUGUAUUCAGCGUGCCUGUUAUAGUCGCAAUAUUUGCUAGAAUAUUUCUCAAGGAACCAUGUGGACUAUUUCACUACUUAACAUUAUUCUUAACAAUGAUUGGAGUCUUGUUGAUCACAAGACCUCCUUUCUUAUUUGGGCAUUCAACCAAACAAUACAAUUUUUUAGGUCCAUUAGCUGCUUUGCUUUCGACAUUUUUUGCAGCUAUUGUUUAUAUACUACUAAGAGCUUUGAAGAACUUACAUUUCAGUGUUAUCAUGGUAACGUUUGCUGCUUAUUCUAUCAUUCAAACAUCUACCAUGGCUUGGGCUACAGGAAACAUGUGUUGGCCAAAAUGCGGUACUGAGAAAAUUUUAGUAAUCGCUUUGGGUGUAUUCAGUUUCUCUGGACAAAUAUUAUUAACCAUUGCAGUCCAACUCGAGGAAGCAGGAUUGGUGGCUAUUGCGAGGACUGUUGAUGUGGUGUUUGCUUUUGUGUGGCAGAUAAUAUUUUUCAACGAGGUACCUAAUAUUUUCAGUAUUAUAGGUGCUGUGUUGGUGACUUCAUCAGUUAUACUAAUUGGCCUUAGAAAGUGGAUGAUGUCCAUGCCAUCUACAUCUAGCAUCAGAAAAAAAUUUGGAUUUCUAUUUUUAUGACAGCCACAUUUCUUUUAUUAAUUAUUAAACUAUUGAUCAGCCUAGCAUCAGUUAUACGAUAAAUUAAAAUAAUUGAAUCACUUAAUGUUUAUUAAAUAUAUAUUAUAAAGUAUUAAAAUUUGAUGAAAAUCAAAUGAACAUAAUUUAAUCAGCUCAAUCUUAG
Rhopalosiphum maidis (corn leaf aphid) is the source of this 1508-nucleotide messenger RNA. RefSeq names its product solute carrier family 35 member G1. Gene Ontology annotation, cellular component: membrane. Bases 326 to 1345 code for a protein of 339 amino acids. The transcript has a single exon. The record is from RefSeq and is a predicted model, not a curated record. Lineage: Eukaryota; Metazoa; Arthropoda; Insecta; Hemiptera; Aphididae.